Molecule: messenger RNA, 395 nt
Organism: Staurois parvus
Lineage: Eukaryota; Metazoa; Chordata; Amphibia; Anura; Ranidae
Source: the annotation of a GenBank genome assembly
AUAUAGUGAAUGCAGGGUCUGGGGAGACCAGAUAUAGUGAAUGCAGGGUCCGGGAGACCAGAUAUAGUGAAUGCAGGGUCCGGGGAGACCAGAUAUAGUGAAUGCAGGGUUGGGGAGACCAGAUAUAGUGAAUGCAGGGGUCUGGGGAGACCGGAUAUUGAAUGCAGGGUCCAGGGAGACCAGAUAUAGUGAAUGCAGGGUCCGGGGGAGACCGGUAUAGUGAAUGCAGGGUCCGGGGAGACCGGAUAUAGUGAAUGCAGGGUCCGGGGGGAGACCGGAUAUAGUGAAUGCAGGGUCCGGGGAAUCCAGAUAUAGUGAAUGCAGGGUCCGAGGAAUCCAGAUAUAGUGAAUGCAGGGUCCGGGGAAUCCAGACAUAGUGAAUGCAGGGUCUGGGG